Molecule: messenger RNA, 642 nt
Organism: Acanthosepion pharaonis
Lineage: Eukaryota; Metazoa; Mollusca; Cephalopoda; Sepiida; Sepiidae
Source: the annotation of a GenBank genome assembly
AUGAUACGUAUCUAUCUAUCUAUCUAUCUCAGUUUGUUCAUAUAUAUCUAUGUAUCUAUCUCAUUUGUUCAUAUCGAUCUAUCUAUCUACUCUAUCCAUUAUCUAUCUCUAUCUAUCUAUCUAUCUAUCUAUCAGUUUGUCUAUCUAUCUCAGUUUGUUAAUAUCUAUCUAUUUAUCUAUCUCAGUUUGUUCAAUAUCUAUCUCUCAUUUGUUCAUAUCUAUCUAUCUUUUUUUAUUAUCUAUCUUUGUUCUUUGAUUAUCGAUCUAUCUAUCUAUCUAUCUAUCUAUCGAUCUAUCUAUCUAUCUAUCGAUCUAUCUAUCUAUCUAUCGAUCUAUCUAUCUGCAUUAGUCUUUGUUAUCCCUAUCGAUCUAUCUAUCUGCAUUAGUCUGUAUCCCAUCUAUCUAUAUUUCAUUGAUUCUUUCUUUCUUUCUAUAUUUAUUUAUAACUAUCUAUCUAUCGUUGUAUAUGUAUGCAUGUAUCUAUCUAUCUGUCUCUCUGUCUAUUCAAGCAGAUCAAUUGUAUGUGACGAAGCUCCCUUUGUUAAUAUUUUGCUUGUCACUGCUGGAAAAGGGGACUCUCUCUCUCUCUCUCUCUCUCUCUCUCUCUCUCUCUCUCUCUCUCUCACUUUUCUGUAUAAAUAG